AAUCUGUGGAAUAGCGUGUUUUCUAAUUUUUAUUUUUUACGUCUCACAUUGCAGAAAAAGAGUUUCUGACUAUAAACGUACUUGGAUUUGCUAACAAUUUAUAUUAAAGAUGAAAUCUAAAAAGCGUCAUCAGGAGUCUUCCGAAGAAUCAGAAGAAUCGGACGCUAGUGUGAAAUCUAGCAGCACAUCGGAAAGUGAUAGCGAUGAUUCGUCGAUAUCAGAACCGCGGCAUAAGAAGAAAAAGAAACGCGCUGAUUCUUCAGAUUCAGAAAGUAACUCGGAACAGAAACGCUCUAAAAAACGCAAACACAAGAAAAAGAAAAAGAAGCACAGCAAGAAAAAGCGACGGGCCGAAUCGCUUGAGGACAUUUCUGACGAUGCCAUUUCAAUAAGCGACGGCGAAAUCUCUAGUAAGAAAAAACGAAAACACAAGCAUAAGCAUUCCAAACGCGCUAACCAUUCUGUUAGUGAAGACGAAAGAUACGAAAAUCAUGGUGAGCGCCGUUUGCUUAGUGUCGUGAAAGAACGACGUGCUUCUUCAGCUGGCAGUCAACCUUCUCGCACUUAUUACCAAAAAGAAUAUCAUGAUCCUGCGCCCACUGAUUAUAACCGUGAACAGGAAAUCCAGAAGUUUUACAGAGGUUCAAGUAAAGAGAAACGAGAUUAUAGAGAUAAUUACAGCUACAACCAGGAAAGGACUGACAGAUAUGGAUCUAAUGAGGACAAAUACAACAGACAAAGGGACAAGUAUGGACAAGGUUCACAUAUCACUUCCAAUCAAGAAUAUGUUGGACGGCCAAGGGAAUAUGAUGACUUUAAAAGGUCAGACAGAUAUGAAGAUCAAAGGAGAGUACAACAUUAUAAGAGAGAACGUGAACCACAAUAUGAGCCUCGUGAAGAUUUGAGAGGCAAUAAGUUCAAUCGGUAUGAGCAGAAACCCAUCAAAAGGCCAGAGUAUGAAGAUCGAAAGGAUUAUCGUGACAGGCGCCCCCCAGCCGAGCCAGAGCGGUACCAGGAGAAGGUAUACGAAAAGAGGGAUAAGUACCAUGACGACAGACAGUCGCUAGAACGAAGCCGUGAUGUACAACGACGCGACAGACCCGGCAGACCGGAAAAGCCGUUUACGUCGCAAUACAAGGAACACUCGAGAUCCAGAAGUGUAGAACGUCCAGAGAGAUACAGAGAGAAGAGGAGGGACGACAGGGAGGAGAGAGUACGCGACAAGUUCAAGGAGGAGAGAGAAGAGAGAGUGAGGGAGAAGUUCAAAGAAGAGCGUGACGAGAGACGCGAGAGACCGCGCCGCAGUGCGGAGCGGCGCCCGGCUGAGCGUCGCACGGAUAAUCCCCAGUCUCCCAAACAGCGAAAGAGCAGAUUCGACAACGGGAACGACAAAGAAUACAGUUGGGGUAAAACUGACGUCAAGAAGGAAGGAGACAAGAAUCAAGGAGAGAAGGAGAAGCCCAACUUCGGUCUGUCGGGGAAGCUGACGGCCGACGCCAACACUGUGAACGGUGUCGUCAUCAAGUACACUGAGCCUGAUGAUGCCAAGCAGCCCAAACGUAGAUGGAGAUUCUACCCAUUCAAGGGCGACAAAGCCCUGCCGAUCCUGUACAUCCACCGCCAGUCGAGCUUCCUCAUCGGACGCGACAAGAAGGUGGUGGACAUCGCGCUGGAGCACCCAUCCAUCAGCAAGCAGCACUCGGCGCUGCAGUACCGCGCCACGCCCUUCACGCGCGCCGACGGCUCGCAGGGACGCCGCGUGCGCCCGUACAUCAUCGAUCUAGGUAACCCAUCCAUCAGCAAGCAGCACUCGGCGCUGCAGUACCGCGCCACGCCCUUCACGCGCGCUGACGGCUCGCAGGGACGCCGCGUGCGCCCGUACAUCAUCGAUCUAAGUAACCCAUCCAUCAGCAGGCAGCACUCGGCGCUGCAGUACCGCGCCACGCCCUUCACGCGCGCCGACGGCUCGCAGGGACGCCGCGUGCGCCCGUACAUCAUCGAUCUAGGUAACCCAUCCAUCAGCAAGCAGCACUCGGCGCUGCAGUACCGCGCCACGCCCUUCACGCGCGCUGACGGCUCGCAGGGACGCCGCGUGCGCCCGUACAUCAUCGAUCUAAGUAACCCAUCCAUCAGCAGGCAGCACUCGGCGCUGCAGUACCGCGCCACGCCCUUCACGCGCGCCGACGGCUCGCAGGGACGCCGCGUGCGCCCGUACAUCAUCGAUCUAGAAUCCGCCAAUGGCACAUUCGUGAACAACAAGAAGGUCGAGCCACUACGCUACGUGGAGCUUCUCGAGCGCGACGUGGUCAAGUUCGGCUUCUCCCAGCGCGAGUACGUGUUGCUGCACGAGAACAGCAAGGACGACGCCCAGGACGACGACCAGGAGCCCUGCCCCGUCACCACUGCAGACCAGCUUAAGCUGGACAAGCGGAACAAGGAGGUGGUAGCCGCUGACGGCGAGUGACCUUUGCCAUUGUUGAAGUAAAACUUUGCACACGCUUGACUUAAGGAGUGAGCUAGCAAGUGCGUUAUGAAAAGUGUAAUCAGUCGAGGCGAACGGAUGUUGUUGGUGAGCUAAAGAACUUUUACUUAAAUAGUGCUAACAUGCCACUAAAGAGAUACUAUCGUGAAAAUAAAUAGAUAAAGGGGAAUGCACACCGGCCAAUACAAAGUCGGUCCCAGGAUCCCAGGUAUACCCCCGUAUAAAAGUAAAUGGAUAUGAUAAUAUUAUAUGAUGUAUAAAUAAGGAUCUGGUUAAAUAAUUGGCUUAAUAAAAAGUUUUUGCUUUAAACGAUCGUCGGUGUACCAAAGUGGUGAAGUAACAUUAGAAGCUGUAUUUUUUUCUGUUACCAACAAGCUUGGCAAACAAGAAAAUGGACAAACAAACCAAUCAUAUAAGUAUCCAAAAAAUGACGUAAAACUCAUGCUGUAUGGUCAACAAUCUUUGCUUUGAAAAACUAAAAAUGUCGUAAAACGUUGUACCAAACUUUUUUUGAUAAUGUACUGAUUUCAUUAUUAAAGUAGAAUUAUAAUAAAUUUAUUUAGAUACAACGAAAUUGCAGGGUGGUUAGGGUAAGCCUGGGCCGGGGAUGGGCAUUUUCUUGUCAACCAAUAGUGGUGCAACCUGAAAUACCGCUAUCUCUUUCAUUGCGUUGGGACGAAAAGAGAUGCUGCCAUUUUGACUAUUUCUCUUCACUUGGUCGCAUGUUAGCACCUCGGGCGUGAGGUCAAAGUACACUCGUUUUUUUUUCUUGGUUUAUUGGCUCCGCGCGGCGAGCUAUUUUAAGCCAGUGUUUUGUUGCUAUUAUUUUAGGAUGUGUAACAUUUGUCUUGUAGAAGAUGUCAGAGCGUAGGUUCUCAAAGUGGGCGAUAAUGCCCCCUUGCGGGCGCUUGAGAUUUUCAGGCAGGCAGAAGACUACUCAGAGGGCAUUGUCGUUUUAAAGAAAGAAGUAGGUAUAUUAAAAUAAAUAUACAAGAAAAAUGACUCCCAAAAUAAUUUUAUUGUACAUAUGUGUGAGAAUUGACACAAUUAUAUAAAAUUUCAACUGAAAGAUUCUUCGAUUUUUUUUAAGCAGAAAUUGGGCGCUUAUGUUGGGCUCAAUAGAAUGGCUGGGCAAAAUAAGUUUGAGAACCUAUGCUUUAAGAUGAUUUAUAAUUUAUCAAGUGACUGCGUAGUCCGCCAUUAAUAUAGAUUAUAGGUUGAUCUUAAUGAUAAGUCACGUCGUUAAUUAGUAAAAAAACUCACGUGACAUGUAAAAUGUAAUUUAUAUUGUUUUAUUUAUAGUUGGUAGUCGGUAAGCUAUCGUUUAGCUAUAAUUCAAAUUGUAAAUCAUUUAAGAGUAGGAUCAGUAGAUGGCGCUUAUGAAGUGGUGUUGUAUGCUUUCUGAUUAUAAUAUUGAAUAAUGGUGAUAACAAAAAUCGAUAACUAAAAACUGUAGCUAUGAGGGAUCUCGGGUAUGCUUUUUGUCGGUAGGGUGGUAACUAGCCACGGCCGAAGCUUUCCACCAGCCAGAUCUGGACCAAUUAUGAAAACCUUUAUCAGCCCAGCUGGGGAUCGAACUCAGGACCCCCGUCUUGUAAAUCCACCGCGCAUACCACUUUAUUCAUAUUAUUUACUCUCUUAUCCUGAUACUGCUUAAUAUACUCAGAGGCACAAUUAUCCGCCCACCUUAAUAUACUCGCGACAUGUUAAAGUGGGCGGAUAAUUGUGCCUCUGAGUAUAUGUUUGACAUAAUGUAAUUUUAAAAAUUAAGCAUAUCUUAUCAUUAUCUAAAAACUUCAUCACAUGUGAGCGACAUACUUUUAUGGCACUUGCCAAUAGAGUUUCCUUUCUGUUUUGGAUUUCAAUAUUAUUUUAAAGAUUAGAAGAUUCUCUAGAUAGAUAGUAUAUAAAUGCUUCCAAACUGUAUGUAACGUAUUUAGGAAAUUCCUAUUCUGUUUUUACAUUUACACAAUAGGUAGGAAUACUAUUAAGUUUUAUCCAAAGUAUGGUACGUACUUUAAUAUUUUGGCAUUGUUAGAUUUAAACAAAAAUUAAAUUAAGAUCAAUGUGUCUAAAAAAUAUUUUUUUCCUUUCAUAUAUGUAUAAUCAGAGGCAUAAUUAUCCACCCACUUUAAUAUGUCGCGAGUAUACUAAAGUGGGCGGAUAAAUGUGCCUCUGAGUAUAUUUCUAAUUUUGUUAGUGAAAGUUAAGUUCGAAAUAAAACAAUAAGUUACUGAUAUGUAUGGUUUGGUUUUAUUAGAACAGAUCAGAAAAAACCAAUAGGUACAUAUUUUUAAUAAAAUUAGUUCUAGAACAUGUAUUAUAAUAAAUGCAUAACUAUUAUGA
Bicyclus anynana (squinting bush brown) is the source of this 4828-nucleotide messenger RNA. Its product is annotated as probable serine/threonine-protein kinase DDB_G0280133. The record is from RefSeq and is a predicted model, not a curated record. Gene Ontology annotation, cellular component: nucleus. Bases 110 to 2464 code for a protein of 784 amino acids. Gene Ontology annotation, molecular function: protein binding; mRNA binding. The transcript has 12 exons. Lineage: Eukaryota; Metazoa; Arthropoda; Insecta; Lepidoptera; Nymphalidae.